Molecule: messenger RNA, 35563 nt
Organism: Lymnaea stagnalis (great pond snail)
Lineage: Eukaryota; Metazoa; Mollusca; Gastropoda; Lymnaeidae
Source: the annotation of a GenBank genome assembly
ACCAGCCAUGCAAGAGAGGAGGCAGUGCGGAGAGUUCGGUUUUACAUCGGGGCGUCCAAAAAACGGUCGCACCGAAUCAAAAUGGCGGAGAAGAUCCCCGAACCAGAAGACCCGCCAAAGGAGUUCCAGAGGUCAAGGAUGUCCAGCUUUAAGAAUUUUUUCCGGGGCAGCAGCAAGCGGAAGAAACGGAAGUCUUUGGAGGAGGCGCAUGAAAACUUGAGAAUCGACGGGACCGUGAUCAAGAGGUCAUCCCCGGUAGCGAUCGUCGUGAACCAGGGUGCAUCGGCAGACGAUGCCCGGGAGUCCGCGGAACCGGAACAGCACGUGAUCGUCUCCCCGGGAGAAAACGAUGACCUUGAGGAGCUUGACCUGGUAGAAGACAGUUCAUUCUGGAAGCCCAGAGAUUUCAGCUUCCAGAGGUCCCACAGCACCAAGUCCCGGCUGAAGCCCCUGCUGGAGGACGACGACGACCUCGACACGCACGUGAUCGCGAGGAGCUACACGGACGCGAACCUGCUCUCGCACUACCCGGCCUUUCUGAUGAGACCGCUCCACGCCCACCGUGAUGCGUCGAAGGAGCAUGGGGAUAAAAAGAAGGGGAGCUCUGCCAGUGACGACUGCGGCGGCGGCUCUCAUCGUCGCGGGGUGUUCAGCCGGAGGUCCCACCGGGCCGGCGACCAUGCACACGCGGGGUCGAAGCAUGGGAGACAGGCCAAGGGAAGUCAUCGGGACAGCCUCCGGAGACACGUUGUGCAGCUGCUGACAAGGCGCAAGUCAAAGAGCGGACACGCCACAUCCCAACAGAGCUUACAUCGAGGGUUGGUGGCUUAAUUAUCUAAUGUGCUGUUGCUGGUGUUGUUGUUGUUGGUGGUGUCGUUGAUGUAGGUGGGGGGUUUUUUUGGUUUCUUUUUGUAAUUUUUUCUAAUUUUUUCUUGGUCCGUAUUUAGAAAUCAGUUUGUGCCCCGCCCACUCAAAGAAAAAGCUGACCAUCACGCACGUGUCUUUUUACUCUUUUGAAAAUGGUCGGACCUAUCGACUGGACAUGUUUCGUCUUCAAAUGCGUAACGCCGAUUGGUCCAAUAGCAGCAUACGCUAUUUUCCAUUCAUUGGGAUAUGAUUAGCGCCUUUGAUUAAGAGCAACGUGUUCAGUUAACUUAAGGAAUAUCAUUACACAUUGACGCCCUAAUUAAGCUUUAUCCCGAACUCGCCACGCCACUGUGUUCGGAAGCCGGCUGUUUCCGCCCUUGUACAAAUAUCUAAGUAUGUCAAGACUUAGUUUCUUACUCGUUUAAACGCCCUAUAUCGUUGCUAACCAACGACGAAUAGCCUGGUUGGGCCAAACCUCGGCGAAAUGCCCUGGUGGUGCCGGCCUCGGGGAAAUGCCCUGGUGGUGCCGGCCUCGGGGAAAUGCCCUGGUGGUGCCGGCCUCGGGGAAAUGCCCUGGUGGUGCCGGCCUCGGGGAAAUGCCCUGGUGGUGUCGCCCUCCGUUAAAGACCAUGGUUGUGCCAACCAUGAUCGAAUGCCCCAUCGGUGUUAAUCUCGUUUCAAUCCCCUGCCGGUGCGAAGCCAUUAGCCGAGAGACACACAUAAAAAUAAUCGCAUGUGACACAGUUGUUUCAUGACUUGUGUUAAUGACCAUCAGCUGCAGCGGCGGCUCGUUAAUUACAACUGCCAUUGACAUGUCAACAGCACCAACUCUUUGACCUGCCUGGGACAUUCAGUAGCAUGAAUGGUGCAGGAGCCAACGUGUGUAAUGAUCAUCACCUCAUUGAAUGAAAGGCUAUGACAAUUUGAAUGAAAUCUCAUUUACUGUAAUAUCGGUGGGGGUUUUUUGUGUGGUUUUUGUUGUUGUUUUUUUAAAAUCAUUUCAAUAAAUGUCGCUUUUGUUCGUGGCUGGCUCGCUGGCAAAAUCUUCCGACAGCGCAUUGACCAACUCUACGUCAACAUAUCGAGCUGAAACUUGGCCCAUAGACCCGUUGCCGAUGACAACACAAUCUUUCACGUUUUCAGCCCCCACCCCAAAACCCAACGCCAACCCCCCCCCCCCCAAAAAAAAAAUCAGCUUUUUCCUGUUUUACAAGGAAAGAUGAAGGAAAUAUGAUGACACUGAUUUCACGAAAUAAAUUCCCGAUAACUGUUCUAAAUGGUAUUCCUUUUUUUUUUAAAAUAUCGUCACUGCAUUUUGUUCGUAUUAUUUCUUUUAUUUUUUUCUGAAAUAGUUGAUGAAAUAAAUCUGCGGUGUAGAAGCGUGUGGGUCUUUAGAAUAUUAAUAUAGUUCAGGGGCGUGAAUAAAAUGUGCGGUUGCGAGCCUUGGGGGAGGGGGGACUAAUUGGGAUUCUUAUAAAGUGCGUUACUUGUGUGCACGUUUUGUCACAUUUUCAGCCCACACCACAUGGUGCGAUGUUACAUUCUUUAAAGGAUUUAUACGAAACAUUUUGGGGAGUGGGUGGGAUUUUUGGGAGUGGGUGGGAUAUUUGGAGAGUGGGUGGGAUUUUUGGAGAGUGGGUGGGAUUUGUUUUUGGAGGAGUUGGUGGGAUUUUGGAGGAGUGGGUGGGAUUUUUGGAGAGUGGGUGGGAUUUUUGGAGAGUGGGUGGGAUUUAUUGGGAGUGGGUGGGAUUUUUGGAGAGUGAGUGUGAUUUUUGGAGAGUGAGUGUGAUUUUUUGGGAGUGGGUGGGAUUUUUUGGGAGUGAGGGGGAUUUUUUUUGGUGAGUGGGUGGGAUUUAUUUUCGGGGAGUUGGUGGGAAUUUGAGAGUGGGCUGUUUUUUUUUUAAAAAUUGUUUAACGGAAACGCGGGAUUAUGCUCUCGGGCGGUGCAUCCAUUUUCUGGUGUCUGGCUUCCUGUCUUGUCCAGAAAAAUGGACUUUGGACUUCCCGUUGCGUGCCUGUGUGCUGUUGUCGCGUUACGGCCACAAAGCCGUUAAUACUCUGUCUGCAUCCCUGGCCAUGGGAAUCUUUUUUUUUUAAUUUUUUUUUUUUUACUAUUUUUUUUAUAAAAUAGGAUUUUUUUAUUGAUCCAAAUAAAAUGGAAAUGUUUUGUUUUUCUUUUUAUCGGCCACAAAGUCGUUAAUUCUCUGUCUGCAUCCCUGGCCAUGGGAAUUUUUUUUUUUUAAUUUUUUUUUUUUACUAUUUUUUUUAUAAAAUAGGAUUUUUUUAUUGAUCCAAAUAAAAUGGAAAUGUUUUGUUUUUCUUUUUAAAUUACAGGGUACAUAGUCAUUUCCAGAACAUAGAUACAUCGCCUACAUAUUUUCUUUGUUUCUACAUCGCAUGCCAGGGGAAAACACUGAUAUGAAUGACGUAAUAAACAAUAUGCAUCAUACCACCUGUGGAGCUAAUACGUCGUAUAAGAUUUUGGAGGACUCGGACAGCAGAAUCUGUUUUACUUCCUUAACAGAUCAACCCACUCGAGUUGGCUAAAGGUGGAGGUUAAACAAAAAAAGUCAUCCUCGGUUGAAUUGCUAAAAAUAACUUGUUUUCCCCGUGUACUCUGGUGCAUUGGUUAAGGGCGCCAAAACCAGGAACCGGACCAGGGUGUCGCAAGCUUUAGCCACUCAACCGGCGUAACCCCGUAGCCUCGUAGCAUUUCGUGCACAAAAUGAAUAACUGUUUUGCUCUUUUAUCAUUUACACAAUUUCUUAUCAAUUGCUCCCAUGAUGAAUGUCGAUAGACACAUGUGGAUUUGUGUACGGUUUACGUCUAACGCAAUAGGUAGAGGAUUAAUUCAUUUUGGUUUAUUCACUAACGUUCCAACGACAUGAACCAGAAAGCCGAAUGCCAUCGACCGGACGAUACAAGGGAGACAACGUGGGGGGAAGAUUGACCAAGAACAGGGGGGGGGGGGCAAACACACAUACACACUCACGCACGCACAAAAGCCAACGUUGGGUAUUAAUCGUGCGCUGCCGCGUCGCAUUCGCCGGUUCGUGCCAUGGUAUUACCACAUCGGUGGCAGGACCGGCAGGAUUAUCUGGCCGGUGCCCGGACUCGUGACACUCGGAGGCUUUUCAACGUGUUGAUCCGAGCAGAGCCUGUGGAUAUGGUACUGGCAGCCAGGUAGGGUGUGUGUGUGUGUGUGGAGGGGGCGGGGGAGCAGAAUCACUGUGUAUAAUUGUUCUUGAAAAUGCCUGCCUUUUUUUUUCUGACCACCAACAACCAAUAGCGUUCAUUAUUUCUAAGGAUUUGAUGUGUUUUUUGUUAUUUAUUUAUUUAUUUUUAUUUUGAAACUGUCAAAUUAGUGUAGUAUAAUAACUGUAUCACAUGACCAGUACUUAACUACUCCACGGAUAAGGCAUCAGAAGCGCCGCCGUAAAGAACAAAAAGAAACGAAAACCAAAUUUAAUUGAAAGCCGCGUUUGCCUAACGGAAAUUUUGACUAGCAUCAAGAAAUGGUAGAGUGAGUGGGCGAGAGGGGGGCUGUAGGUCCCUACAUCCAACAACCACUGGCACCAGUCUUGUAAUGACGUUGUUGAAAAGCUGGCCUGCUGGCCUCUGUUUGAGAGUACUGCGGAACAUCAGGAAUGACCCCAUGGGAGUGCUUGUUGACAGCGUGGGCCUAGAGAGAGAGAGGCAGGGGUGUACAAGUUCUCCCUUGUUAUAUUAAUGAUAAUAUCACGCCCCUCCUGCCCCCUUCCCCCCUUCCCUCCCCUCGGGGGACUUGUUACUGGGGUUCAAGGACCAGGUCAUAGGGGCGAUGAUGUGGUGUUUAUUUAAUUUAGAACACCACUUCCAAGGUGUUGGUGAUUUGAUAGCUCGUCACUUAAGGGUUGUUGGGGGGGGGGGUUGUUGUUGUUUUUCCCGUGAAGAACAAAUCCUUCAGCGCAUCAACUACCCUACACCCUUUGAUCAAUUAUUAAGAUUCCGAAUUCGGGACUCCAUCCCCUUAUUGACCAGGUAAUAGGGGCGAUGAUGUGGUGUUUAUUUAAUUUAGAACAGCAGUUCCAGGGUGGUGGUUAUUUGAUAGCUCGUCACUUAAGGGUUGUUGGGGGGGGGUUGUUGUUGUUUUUCCCGUGAAGAACAAAUCCUUCAGCGCAUCAACUACACUACACACUUUGAUCAAUUAUUAAGAUUCCGAAUUCGGGACUCCAUCUCCUUAUUUGAUACCAGAGAUUUAUCUUUCCAGGGUCAUUGUUUUUGCUUGUACUUGUAUUUUUUGUUCUGUUGUUGUUUUUUUUUGUUUUUUUGCUGUGCUGUAGAUUGAACCACCAGACUUGAACAUUGGUGAUCGCACAGCCAUCCAGACACGGACCCGGAUGUUCAGAAUUCAAACUUUACAACUUAUUGACAGGCCUACUUAAGUUCAUUUUGUGAGCAAAGCACUAGAUUUGAUCAUUUGAUUUGCUAAAAAAAAAAAUGUGAAUUUUUGAAAAUUAUUUAUUUUUUUUUAAAGAUAUUAUCGAAUUUGCGAACUUUUCUUUAAUCAAGAUUACUACUGAACAGUCAACAAAUUUCGUGCGAUUUUAGAACUGUGCAUUUUUUGUUUUGUUUUACUGAUUAUCGUAGUGAACCCUCGAAUUAAAAUACCAAUACCAUAACCCACAGAAUGGCAUAUGGCGAAAGGUGGGGGCACGGGGGGACAGAUGCAUCCGGGUGCCAGCUAGUUAGGGGCGCCAGCUAAUUAGGGGCGCCAGCUAGUUAGGGGCACCAGCUAGUUAGGGGCGCCAGCUAAGUUAGGGGCGCCAGCUAGUUAGGGGCGCCAGCUAGUUAGGGGCGCCAAAAAUGUGAUGUGAUAUUAUUUUAUUGAUGAGAAUAAUGGGUUUAAGAGUUGAAAAAGAAAAGUGGUUGCUUGAAAAUGAAUCGUGUUCCCGGGCGCCAAACACUCUAGCUACGCCUCUGCAUGAUAUCCUCGUUGUGCGCGAGCCACGCUUCUUGAGCUGUCUGAACUUGUGAUAGAGCUUCACAUGGCGACACGGCGGAGUGAUCCUGUGUGUGUUUUGGUUAUUUGUGGUAUUUGUGAUGUUAGGUCCAGGCCUGUGAGGGGAACAGAAGCGAAAUCGUCAUCGAAAUUCCAAGUCUGUAAACAAAAUAAUGGGCUUAGCAGGCGUGGGGGGUGUGGGGAGGGGGGUUGGUUUGGCUCUUUUUUUUUUUUUUUGGGAAGGGGGGGUAGUCUGUAAACAAAAUAAUGGGCUUAGCAGGCGUGGGGGGUGUGGGGAGGGGGGUUGGUUUGGCUCUUUUUUUUUUUUUUUGGCAAGGGGGGUGUGGGGGAUGGGGACAUAUUGAUGACAUCAUUUGACACAGAUAUGCAACGGUCUGAUGUGAAAACAAAUUAAGAGAGCGCUUAAUAUAUCAACAAGUUAUACUUUUUAAAAAAAAAAAACUUUAUAUCAUAGAGUACUUGAGCUUUAGCCACAUGUGGCUUACCUGCAGUGGCUGUGAGCGUUUAAUGUGACGCUAACUCACCACAACACCCCGGUUCUUAAAGAUCUGCACUGUGAAGUCUUCACGUGAGUGAGCGCAUUGACCACAAAUUCUGUCCCUGGCGUACAGCUGUAUGGAAGGCUCUGCACCUGACUAUCUAAAAGAGCUGACUUCCGAACAUAUAUCCUUAAAGAACCUGCGCUCUUCAUCACAGUCCCUGCUGAGAGUUCCCAGUUGGGGAUGGACACAAAAAGAAGUCCUUCGGAGUGCGCUCUUUUGAAGCUAUAGCGCCUAAAUUAUGGAAAAGUUUGCCUCAAUCUUCAAUGGAAAUUAAAAGUGAUUUUAAAAAAUCAUUAAAGAGAUUCUGAUAUUUAAAGCCUUUUUUCUUUAAAUAGUUUUUAUGACAUCAGAGCGCUGUGAGUAUGCUAAAAUAGCACGGACACAAGCACUAUGCAAGUAACCAAUCAUCAUCACUGAGCCCUAGCCACGUGUGGUUUACUUGUGUUGGUGAGCUGUUAAUGUGACACUGCAUGGGCCCUAGCCACGUGGGGCUUACGUGUGGCUGUCAGCUGUUGAUGUGACACUGCAUGGGCCCAAUAGCCACGUGUGGCUUACCUGUAGCUAUGAGCUGUUAAUUUGACACCAACUCUGCUCUAACCGCGCGUGGCUGACUUCUGUUGGUAACCUUUUAGUGUGGCAACGCAGCAGACGACUGUCGAGGUGGAGAGAUACUGGACUGUGUGCUUGCGUGGCACCAUGCCCUGCUGGACAUGCAGUAGAUGGCCGGCAGCGCGUGUGUGUGUAUGCACGCCAGUGGUUCUCGGCCUUCCUAAUGCCGUGACCCUUUAAUACAGUGACCCCCCCCCACCCAACCAUAAAAUUAUGUUUGUUGAUUGUUGAUACUUCAUAAAUUUGUGUUUUCCAGUGGUCUUAGGCGACCCCUGUGUAAGGGUCGUUCGACCCAAAAAAAAAGGGAUCGCGACCACAGGUUGAGAACCGCCGUUCUAGACUGUAGAACUUUAUUGUACAACCUAACCCAAUGCUUUUUAACUUUAUUGUACAUCUUGGCUCAUAGGUCUAGGCUUUAGAACUGUAUUGCACAACUUGUCCUUGGCCCAUAGGUCUAGGUUUUAGAACUGUACUGUACAACUUGUCCAUAGGUCUAGGGUCUAGACUCUAGACUGUAGAGCUUAAUUUUACAACUUGUCCGUAGAUCUUAGCUGUAAGCUCUGCCACUCUUUAAUGAAGAACUUUUAGUUUUUGAAAAUGAAAGAACACGAAUGAGCUUAGAUUAUUUCGGACAUUGUAUCCAUAUAAAGAGGAAAUGAAAAAGAAAUAACCUAGGCAUUCGUCUUUGACUUAUCAGCUUCUACAGGGGGUUGAAGCCCUGAGCUUGGUAGUAAUGGAUGAAUUGACUGUUUCACUGUGGAUGGUUGUAGACCAAUAAAUACACAGGUUCAAAUUCGAGAUAUUUUAGACGCAAAAAAUGUAUUCGAUUCCACCUCCAUCCUCGACGUGAACAUCAGUUUGUCUUUGCGCUGUUUGAACACGUCAAGCAAUAUUAAUAUAGAAAUAGCACUGCACGACAGCAGCAGCGAUCCAAAGCACCACAUCACCGCAACAUGACAGCACCGCAAAAUGACAGCAACACAACAUGACAGCACCACAACCAUGACAGUACCGAAACAUGACAGCAACACAACAUGACAGCACAGCAACAUGACAGCAACACAACAUGACGCCACCGCAACAUGACAGUCCCACUACACGAAAGCACCACAACCUCACAACAACACACCACUCUACCCCGUCACCAUAACACAACAGUACCACAACACAACACCACCACAGCACCAAAAAACCAAUACCCCAACACAACACCACCAGAGCACCACAACCCAACAAUACCCCCAUCCAACAACACCACAACCACACAGUACCACAGCACCCCCCUCCAAGGCAUAACCACAACCCCAUAGCACCACAACACAUUGUUUUUCUAUUCUGACCAAGUUAAUCACAACUGUACCGGGGCACUCGGGUUCAAACCACGAACAUGUGAGAACCUCUUGCCCGGCGUGACCUCACGUACACUUUCUCCAGGUGACGACUCCUCGCGUGGUGUCUACGCCAACCCCCUCCCCGCCACCAACCACCGUUUCCGAAACACCUGACCAGGCCUCUGUCGUGGCCGCAUGUUAACAUCACCAUCAGAUCCCAUUCUCCGGUGUAACCUCGCGUUCCUUGGCUUGUGCACUGAAGCGUUGUAUCUCUCGGUUCAGAUCUGUAGCCCCCCGGGGGGAUGGGCUCAUCAUAAAUAUUGUGGUAUUGAUGUACAUUACGUCGUCUGUUCUCCCUGCUGUUAUUGGGGCCGGGCCUGCAUAGAUUGGUAUCAGGUAUUUGAAUGGGGUGGCUGAUCAGUGAAAUGUAUUAGGUCUUUCGCGUUUACGAUGGUGUCAUUGUGACCACGGUUCUAUGUCGUGACCGGUGCAGUUGAGAUGGAAGAUGGCGAAACUUGGAAUAAUGAACACAACGAAAGUAAGGUAAGUGAUUGAAGUGUAAUAUGUGUGUGUACAUCUUUCACCCCCGUCCGUUUAUCUGUGUGUGUAUCCACUUACUUGUGUCUGCCUGUGUCCAACUGUCCGUGUGCCUGCGUUCAGCUUCCGUCUGCCUGCGUUCAGCUGUCCGUCUGCCUGUGUUCAGCUGUCCGUCUUCCUGCGUUCAGCUGUCCGUCCGCCUGUUUGUCCAACUGCCCAGAGUAUCAGUAUACGAGUGUUUGUUUUUCUGUCUGCCUCUCUUCCUGUUUACUGGAACCUUUGCACAUGUCCUCGACCCCCGUGCCCGUCCGUCCAGUUAGCUCCCACUGUUGACUACCUUGUUCACACUUUCAGCCAUUUUUCUGCCUGCCUGAUGUUAACACAAAUACACCAACUGGAAUUGUCGAAUUUUGUGUUCAUCUACUUCGAAAUGAAAUGUCCUACAUGUCCAUUCUUAGCCUUGCCUGCCUAAUAAGGUUGCCAAAGUAUCCUACUUUUUCUCUCUAUCUCUCUCCCUCCCUCCUGUCCUCUCUCUAUCUCUCUCCGUCCCUCUCUCUAUCUUUAUUUCUCUCUCCCCUCUCUCAUAUUCUCUCUUUCUUUCUCCCAUUGUCUCACUCCUCUCUUUCUCUCUCUCUGCCUCUCUCCCACUUUCUCCCACUCUCUUUCUAUCAUUGGUUGGAGUCUACAACAGGUCCUCCGUACUUUAAUAUGUUAAGGAAUCGCUGAAUGGUAGACGGAAUGUAAACACCUGAAGGUAAUGAUGACGUAUGCAUCUUCUGGGAAUCUUUCCUUUUCAUUCCAUCUAUGUAGCAAUAGUCCAUUACCCUUACUUAACCUACAGCAAAGUGCCAAAUAGCCCAAAAUGCCCCUUACUUAACUUACAGCAAGGUGCCCAUUAGCCCAAAUGCCCCUUACUUAACCUACAGCAAGGUGCCCAUUAGCCCAAAUGCCCCUUACUUAACCUACAACAAGGUGCACAUUAGCCCAAUACCCCUUACUUAACCUACAACAAGGUGCACAUUAGCCCAAUACCCCUUACUUAACCUACAACAAGGUGCACAUUAGCCCAAUGCCCCUUACUUAACCUUCAGCAAGGUGCCCAUUAGCCCAAUACCCCUUACUUAACCUACAACAAGGUGCCCAUUAGCCCAAUGCCCCUAACUUAACCUGCAGCAAGGUGCCCAUUAGCCCAAUGCCCUUUACUUAACCUCCAGCAAAGUGUAUAUCUUAAUUAUAUCUGCCAUUAGAAUGGAAUGGCUUAAUUAACACACACCACAGAUACACAUACACCCACAUACCCACACACCCACACACACACACGAGGUUUAAGUACAGAUUUCCUCACAACGGCUAAUAUUUUUUUUUUUUUUUUUUUUAAUGUUAGACAUUGUAAAACUCCGUCUCAUAGUCAUAGAAUCGUACUCUGUCUUACGCUUUAAGAGCUCCGAAUACACAAAAAAUUAAUUUAAUUAAAUGAACAGUGCAAAUGGGAAAAAAACCCUAUCAUUCUCAACACUUCUACAGGAAAUGGCUCAAAUAAAAUAACAACAAUGAUAUUAACUUUGUCAGUGACCAAUCUUUGUAACCGGAAUGUCAAACACUGCAAGGUAAAGGGCAGUUAUUCGAGACAUAUUUAAUAAGUCGUUUUAGGAAAUCAGUCAAAACUUGGAGUAGUUCUAAGUUCUCCUGGCAUUUGUAAUGAGUACAUGUCUGUAAUUAUGAUAUUCCCAAAUGUUUUUUUUUUUUUUUUUUUUUUUUUUUUUUUUACCCAUAUCAGAAAAAUAUGUAAAUUCGAAUUCGAUUACAGAUACAAUCGCCUCAUUCUGAUUACGACUGUGCGCGUAAUAUAUCAUAAGACAACUACAAUUGUUUGACUCUUGUCUAUACGAUACUGCUCUUCAAAUACCCGGCUGUAGCAUCGAAGCCGGCUUGUUCAUCGAAGUCCAACCAAUUAUUUUAAGCCAUCAACUUUUAAAGUCAAAGUGAGUUCUCGGCCUUUAUCGACUACAACACGUGAUUUAUGAUCACGGUUUAGAAUUUCCUUAGCUUUCACACACUCACACGCGACACACACACUUGAACACAAUACACGCGCACACACACACAAACACAAAUACCACGUAAAUGAACUUUCAAGAAUUGCAAAGCCGUCAAUCACACGACACUCACUCUUUCUUUCCUUUUUGAAAUGUCUGUUGUUUUGAUGCCUUUAUCUUUAUGAAUUAGUUUCAAGUACUGGAGUUGUCACUACGGCUGAUAAGGUUGUGUCAGUUUAAAAAAUAUGUUUAUAAUUCCAUACCAAAAGGGGUCUAUCAAAACAAAACAAAAAGGUUUUAUACCUAAUACUUUUCUAGAUAUGUCCUAAAAUGGAACAGAGGCAAAAAACAAAAACAAAAAGAGAGGAAAAAAUGUGUUUCGUAAACAAAAAAAUAUAAAAAAAUAAACAAACUAAAUGAAAACUUGUAUAAAUUGUUUAUAAAUUGCAAAAAUUAUGCUAAUUAUGAUAUGCUUAAAACAGGAUGACCAUGUACAGUCGAAGUCGUUGCCCUCCUUUAAAAGUUGGUCGUAUUUGAUAAAGAAAUAUAAAUUGAAAACAUAUUGCCCAUGUCUGCAAGAACUAAUUCAAAUAUUAGGCUUUAUAGCGAUGGAAAGUUAGUUUAAUGCCGUAUUGUUCUGAGAAUAGGCCGAACCUCCCCCCCCUCCCCAUGUAGCAAGUAUUUAAUCUAAUUAUUUUGCUCACAAAAAAAUUUUUAAAAUUUGAGGUAAACAUUAAAUAAAUCAAAGUUGUCUGCAAAAACUAAUUCAAAUAUUAGGCUUUAUAGCGAUGGAAAGUUAGUUUAAUGCCGUUUUGUUCUGAGAAUAGGCCGAACCUCCCCCCCCCCCCCAUGUAGCAAGUAUUUAAUCUAAUUAUGUUGCACACAAAAAAAUUUUUAAAAUUUGAGGUAAACAUUAAAUAAAUCAAAGCACCAAUAUAUUUGAACAACGGGUAGUGGUGGCGCCGCUUAAAACUUAAAACCGGGGCAGCGGCCUGUUUUAGAAGAAAACAUACAAUAUUUAGAUUUGAAUGUUAAGUCUGUCUGCAUUUUACUUGAAUAUUCGUAUCAUCAAAUAUAUAGAGCGUGUCAACGUUACAUUGAUUUCGAUAAUUUUAUUAAAAGGUUUACAAAAAUGCCAACUGAGUCGGCUAAAUAAUAGAUCUACCGAUUCCCUGCAUCAACACACGAGUGGGAGUUAGAGAGGAAAACAAAUUAGUACAGCUAUCCUGAAAAAGAUAACUACAUGGAAUUAACCAAUCAAAUUCUCUCUUACAGGUGUCUCUCAUGUCCCCUCUAUUUCUUAUAUUUUACAUAUUUCCAAAAUAUAUUUGCCCGUUAAAAUCUUAUUUAUCAGUGUAAUGAUACAUUAUUUCUGUUACUUCCUGCAAUCUUGGUUUCGAAAAACCCAACUUCCGGCAAACACAUUUAUGGCGCAUACAUAUAUCCGUUUUGGAGGUACUUCCUAUUUCUCGUGGUUUCCUCAUUUGUCCCGUCUGCCGAGGAAGGCUCUUAGCCGAAACGUUCUUCUUGUAUUGUCCUGUCUUUAUAUGUCAUGCCUCUACGUAACUUGUUCCACCAUUUCCUUCAUUUUAAACGAACAAUAAUGUUGCCCCUCCAUUGAGAUCUGGUUGUUGUAGGAACCUUAACUAGCCAGCCAGUGUAAUGCCUUAACUGUCGACAUUAUCAUUUUGGAGACUGAGUUGAAAUAAACUGUUCUAUAAUAAAUUAAAUAACACAAUUUUUUUUUUUUAAUGUACUGGUGAGGAAGAACCAUGUCCAAAUGUGGAUCCGCCGUCAAUCUCACAUCACAGGUCACCACCUGUGGUAGGUCCCGAACUUUGUUAGAUCACCACCUGUGUUCAGGUCACCACCCGUGUUCACACCACCUGUGUUAGGUCCCGAACUUUGUUAGAUCGCCACCUGUGUUAGGUCCCCAACUGUGUUAGGUUCCCAACUGUGUUAGAUCACCUCCUGUGUUCAGGUCACCACCUGUGUUCAGGUCACCACCUGUGUUCAGGUCACCACCUGUGUUAGGUCCCCAACUGUGUUAGAUCACCACCUGUGUUCAGGUCAUCACCUGUGUUAGGUCCCCAACCGUCUUAGAUCAGCACCUGUGUUCAGGUCACCACCCGUGUUCACACCACCUGUGUUAGGUCCCCACCUGUGUUAGAUCACCACCUGUGUUCAGAUCACCACCCGUGUUGACACCACCUGUGUUUUGGUCACCACCCGUGUUCAGGUCACCACCUGUGUUCUGGUCACCACCUGUAUGUUACACACCUUGCCUCGACUGCAGCCUCGGCUAAUUGUUUGCCGGAUGAACCAGUGUUUAUUUAUGUCAACUAAACAGCACAGGUCAGGAGCGUCCGUGGGGUGCCCGGGGUCAGGAGCGUCCGUGGGUUGCCCGGGGUCAGGAGCGUCCAUGGGUUGCCCGGGGUCAGGAGCGUCCGUGGGUUGCCCGGGGUCAGGAGCGUCUGUGGGUGCCCGGGGUCAGGCGCACUUGGCAACAAUGGUUUAUUCGCGUCAACUCAACAACACAAGUCAGCAGCGUCCGUGAGUUGCCCCCAGGGUGUGGUGCACUGACAACCAUUGUUUAUUCAUAUCAACAAGAAACAAAACAAUCAAUCAAAGCGUGAAACAUUCAAUCCAACAUAUAUAUUCCCAACAAGAUAUCUUGACACUUGAAAAACCACAUGUCCUGUAAAAAAAUUUCACACGAUUUGAAUGCAGUCUCUACUUUAUCAUCCUCUUCUAAUCCAAAAGCUCGGAGCCAUUUCUUUUAAAUUUUGAGAACCCAUCAAAAGGUAAUUUCGCUAUAUACUAGCUGUCUAGUAUGUUGCAAGUUGUUAAGUCUUCAUUGCUAUUCAUUAUGCACUUUUCAACGUUAAAUACAUCUCAUUGAGAGUUAACACAUUUCUUGAAACUCAGUUUUUCAUGUUCCAAUAACAUAUGGCAUAUGGGAUUAGAUUUACGAAGCGGCUUUUUGCCCCAUUUUGGCGUCUCGCGGAACUUUAUCUUAUUUAUAGAAAUUUGCACCACUUUCGAUACUUUGCGCCACUUUGGCCACUUUGCGCCACAUUCGCCACGGUUGUCAGAUGAAUACACGUUUAUGUCAUUUGAAAACUAGCCUGCAUGUGCGUUGUCGCCUCUCUGUUCCAAACUUUUCUUCAGCUAUACAGAAGCCCUAAUGGAAUAAUCAACCAUGAGUCAUGAUUAUAUAUCAUACUUUAUGAUUAAAUAUUGUAAUUACUGCUUCAUAUUUGCGAUAGUUAACCUGUUUAUUUAAAGGUUUGAAGACCGGUGAUUUUUCAAGAUAAUCGGAAUUCUCACACACAAAGAAAAAAAAAAGCAAUCAAUAUUGCUGACAUUAUCUGGACUCGCCUCUAGGAAUGCAUUUGUCUUUACAUUCCGCCCAAUAACACUUAUCACUUGACCCGGUCUGCACCGCGAUGUCAUAGAGCACCUGACCCCCCAUCUAGCACUGCAUCUACCAAUGGAAGAAUGUGACACCAUUUGGUAACACGACUUGGUACCGACCUGUCCACACCCUGGGACGGAAGAAUGUGACGCCAAUAAUGUUACGAAUGUGUACCCCACUGUUCAAAUGAGGCACAAUGUUGGCCCUACCCGGGUGACACUAACCCAAGCUGUAACGCCACUAACCAUGCGGUAUGUUGUUUAAUAGUAGCACGACGCUCCUGCUUUGACCUCGCCCCAUUGUAAACAGUGUCUGGUCGCAUACCAAAACACCACGUCAUAGCGCGCGCCUAGAACGUGAGCACAUCAAUAGUGUUGUUUUUCUCAAGAGUAAAUUGUGAAAGUUUAAAGCGCUCUCCAGUGCUAUUAUCACCCUUCACUCCUCUGUGUUCACAGUGUCAUCACGUGGGUCCGUGGAGUUCUAGUUUCGACCGCCUCUGUGUUGGAUGUACGAUCCUGUCAAUUAUUAUGGUAAAGUAAGGCUGCCGUGUUUUACGUGAAAUCUUUUUCUUCUUUGGCUAACGGAUUUAUUUUACAUUGAAAAAUAAAGAGAUUAAUGCGUUUCAGAUAAUCUCGUGUAUGGAUUAAAAGCUUGGAUUAACCGCGUGGAUUAGCAGCGUUUUGUUCGGGAUGAACAUUAGUCAAUAAUGUCGUGUUCGUAUACUAAAUAGCUUAUCUUUAAAAAAAAAACACACACACACAAAAAUAUAUGAAUACGGGAACUGAACUGUGUGUCUCUAGUGCUGGUAUUAUCUAUUCAGUGUCUCUAAUGCAGCUUUUAGGUUUUCGUUGUGUCGUUAGUGCAGGUAUCGAUUGUACAACGUGUUUUAGCUACAUAUAUCAAUUAUCCAUCGCUUCUCUUUCUGCAUCUAUCGAUUAUUCGUCAUGCCUCUAGUCAACUCUAGUGCAAGUAUCUAUUAUCAGCAGUGUCUCUAGUGCCAGUAUCGACAAUUCCUCUUGUCUUUUGUGCAGAUAUCCACUUUUUUAUUUCUCAUUUCUAAUAAACCAGGUAUGGCGCAGAUGGCUUUUUCUUAUGCAAGAGAGUUUUUACCUUAAAAUUGUGAACACAUUUGUUGGGGUCCAGGAUUGUGUUCGCGGUAUUCAACUUAAAACAGUGUCCAUGUUUUACUCACUGUCCGAGUUCAGUCAACCUUCUUACCAGCGUACCCCGUGUUAUAGUACAGCCCAUGCCUUUGCCCAAUUCCACAUCAACUCAGAGCUAUUUUUAGCCACCGCAACGUAUCUCCUCCGUGCUUUGCUUUUCUUUCACGUCAACGAGGAAAUGUGCUGCAGUGUCACUGCUUACCCACCCCUACCUUGAUUGGGAAAAGAUUGUUUACGCGUGAAUGCGUUCUAUUUGUUUUGAAGAAUUAUAUUAGGUGACGAAAUUUUUAGAAUGUAUUUACUAGAUCGUUCUGAUUUAAUAUCUAAAUAUAGCAUGACAGCUUUCCUAGCCGAGAGAGAUUUUUGCUAUAUUUCCUAACAUAUACGAGAAGUUAUAUAAUUGCAAUAGUUUACUCCUUACAUGUGUGUGUGUGUGUGUGUGUGUAAAAUUUCACUUGUAUUUCUCAAGGAGUGUAACUUUUCACUUGCUAUGUUGUAAGUUGAUGCAGUUGUGUUUCUCUGUAUUUCGAUUUGAAUUUUUUAUAAAAAAAUUAUUACUAUAAUUAAAUUGGACAUUGUUAGUAUCGCAAGCUUCGGUCUCGCUUUCCUUGCACACAGUCUUUCCUCGGUCUUUUGUUCGCUCUGCGAGCCAAAUCUUAACACAGGUUACAUUGCCAUAGCCGUCACGGUACGUAACACCUCCCCGUCCUCAGCAUGUUAAUCCUCAGCAUGUUAAUUCUCAGCAUGUUAAUUCUCAGCACGUUAAGCCUCAGCAUGUUAAUUCUCAGCAUGUUAAUUCUCAGCAUGUUAAUUCUCAGCAUGUUAAUUCUCAGCAUGUUAAUUCUCAGCAUGUUGAUUCUCAGCAUGUUAAUCCUCAGCAUGUUGAUUCUCAGCAUGUUAAAUCUCAGCAUGUUAAUUCUCAGCAUGUUAAUCCUCAGCACGCCCCGCCGUUGAGUUCUGCUAUUUUCUCUGCCCCUUGUUGUUGCGAUUCACAAGUCCGUUGUCUCUGAAACGUAAUUAUGAAACUUUGUCGGAUUUAUCAACCUGAAGCAGUGCCGCGCCGCAGUCCGACCCGUCGCUAUGUUCUUGGAAAUAAAGAUCACUCACAGCAAAAAAACAUUGAUCGAGUGUCUCAAGACUUCUGGUUCAUAUUUGGUUUACCACAAGUGAAAACAAAACACGUGGAAGUCAGACGUCGUUAUCAUACAUCAAUAUCGUGCGUCAUUAUCAUAAAUCACUAUCUUUUAUAUACAUAAUCUUUAUCUUACAUCUUUAUCAUACAUAUUUAUCAUGCAUCUUUAUCACGCAUCCCUUUCCCAUAAGCUAAAAAUCGAUGUGUUCUAAAUUUCUAUUUACAGAACGCAUCCGUCCCUUAUUUUGUAUUUGCUCCAAUAUAACUCCGCAACAUUGUGUCUGAUUUGCUGGAGUAUUCAAUACAGAUUCCAGUUUGCACUGUUCUUAAACUUAGACGGAGCGAGCAUUCCUUUCAAAUCAACAUACGCGUCCCAUGGGUGUCAUCUGAGGUCAUGGCGCCAUACUUUCUGUUGAUGUCAUUAUGAUUAUGUCCUUGUCCCAAAAAACUUUUCCCUAAUGUUGUGCCCAAUGACUGACUACAUAAGAGUAACCAUUGCCAUGGUCGUAAUUUUUCCCCCGUUGAAAUCCACCACCCCCGCCCCUAACAUUGUUAGUUUGACCCACAUUGUUAGUUUGCCCAGGUCGCCCUAAAGUUAGUGAGGAGAUAACUCUAUUUGUCUGACUGAUUUUUUUUGUUUCAGCGGGGAUUCUCGUUGGUUCUCUCCGCACUUUAAAAAAAAAAUCGAUCGUCCUUGACCUACACGUCAUCAGAAAUCGGACUAAUUGGGACUCUAAGGGCCACCCGGUUUAUGGCUCAAAUGUUUUCAAAGUUUAUGGUUCAAUAAUUUUUUCCACAAAGAGGUAAAGAAAGCGCACAUUGUCUCCCUUUCUACACUUCCCGAAAAUGAAAAAAUUUUUAAAAAAUUUUAAAAAUUUUUAAAAAGAAUAUUUGUUUUGCUUUGUUUGUUUGUUACUCUUUUCUUGACUAAUGUAUUUCUGACGUACAGUUGCUGUUGUCUGAUCUUUUCUAAAGCAUUCCAGAAAGAAAAAAAAAGGUACUAAAAUUUUAAAGAUAAUUUGUAAAAAAAAAAAAAAGCACGUCUUUUUGACGCAGGCCAUCUCAAGUUGAGGCGCAGCCUAACAAGAAAAAAUGGUCGAGUAACUUUGGAUCGUUAAAUCACCCUAACUUUGAAACGUUAAAUCACCCUAACUUUGAAACGUUAAAUCACCCUAACUUUGAAACGUUAAAUCACCCUAACUUUGAAACGUUAAAUCACCCUAACUUUGAAACGUUAAAUCACCCUAACGUUGAAACGUUAAAUCACCCUAACUUUGAAACGUUAAAUCACCCAAACUUUGAAACGUUAAAUCACCCUAACUUUGAAACGUUAAAUCACCCUAACUUUGAAACGUUAAAUCACCCUAACUUUGGAUCGUUAAAUCACCCUAACUUUGGAUCGUUAAAUCACCCUAACUUUGGAUCGUUAAAUCACCCUAACUUUGGAUCGUUAAAUCACCCUAACUUUGGAUCGUUAAAUCACCCUAACUUUGAAUCGUAAAAUCACCCUAACUUUGAAACGUUAAAUCACCCUAACUUUGAAUCGUAAAAUCACCCUAACUUUGAAACGUUAAAUCACCCUAACUUUGAAUCGUAAAAUCACUCAAACUUUGAAACGAUAAAUCAUCCUAGUUUUGAAUUAAUGCCAACAAGUAUCACUCGUUUAAACUCCUGUUAUUUAUCGUCAUAAAAAGAGAGUAACAGAAACUAAGUAUUUGGAUGUUAUUAUUUGGAAUAAAUUGUUUGACGUCAUAGCCCUAAUCCCCAAUCUAAAGGUCCUCGCAUUAAAACUUCCACCCCUGUCUACCCAAAAUGUUUGUUUUUUAAUGGAUUACUAUAUAAUAUAGAAUUAAUAUAAAACAAAAAUGAAGGUCGCCCCAAAUUUAUGCAUGGCAGUGUGAACCAAUGUUCCAGAAUAGCUACUGUUGAGAUAAUCUCGAAGUACCCUGGCACCCACUUUUGAGAACCACUUAACUGAAAUCACGUUUGCCAAGAUGUGGCAGUGCGUCCUGUGUUGUUUUUACACUAAACGAUUUAAUAAACACAAGCUGUUGGUACGUUCGCAUUCGCAAUGCACCGCGCCGCGGUAAUGUUUGCCGCUGGCAUAGACCGUACUAAUUGACACCCAGUGACAUGCACGUUGGCUGUGGUGUUCUAAUGUAACAGUGGACCAGACGCGACACUAUGUCCGGCCGCAGUCAACUUUACUCUGUCAUAUUCUGUACUUGGAUUACAUCAGUUCCCGCGAGUGCUCGGGUGCCUGUUUUCUAACAGUGUUAGUAGCACUUAUCAUUAAUUUUAUUGUGCCGAUAUCUAUUCAUCGUUUAUAAUGAGAUGUGUGCAUAUUAACUUUACUAAAUUUAAGCGCUGUCAUUCUAUAAGUUAAAUGGGAAGGAAAAAAAAUAAACAUGUCCACCCUCACCAACUUGGGAAAGGUGACGGUCUCCAAACUCAAGGCAGACCCAAUUUGAGGCAAGCCGGUGCCUAGAGUGUUAUCUGAGGACCAUCUUUGAAUAUAGCGUGUAGCACGCGUGUAAUCGUUCUCUUACACUUACAUGUUAUUCUCGCUUUGUUAAACCCUUUAUUGCGUAAAUAGGUAAAUAAUACAAGGGGAAAAUUUAAUUCUAACUCUAAAAAAAAAAACGUGCACAAAUAAAACAAUAGAGGUUAAUCUUUAAUCAUGAUUAUAGAGAAUAUAAUUGCAAACGUUUCGGCAAAUGCCUUCAUCAGUAAUAAAUAAAAAAAAUAAAAAAAAUUAAAAAAAUUAUAAAAAAAACAUCAUUCAUAUUGAAACAUACAUUAAAUUUAAUAUAUAUAUAAAGAGAGAGAGAGAGCGAGAGAGAGAGAGAGAGGAAAGAGAGAGAUAGAGAUACAAUAAAUAAAUAUAUAUUGAUAUGUAAAUCUAUAUAUUGACAUUUUUAUGUAUUUAUAUAUCCUAGUUAAGAAUGAGAGAAAAAAUAUAAGGUUGGACACCACUGAAUCUAUUCUAAAAUCAAUGGGUUGGGUUUUUGUUUUUUUUAUUUGCAUCUUUGAAGGCAUUUGCUGAAAGGUUGACAUUGUAUUCUGUGUCACCAUUAUUAAAAACUUAACCCUUGCACUGUUUCUAUUUCCACCCAUUGUUUGUGUUGCUCAUAAUUGACUUAAAAAGCUGUCUCGCAGUCCGACACUCGUUUUAUGACGAGAUGGACAGGAUGAGUGAUAGAAGCAUUGAUGUGCAUAGUAUGUAAAGCUUUGCACCUGCUCUGUGUGUUUCAUAAGGUCACAUACACAAGAACAACCAGCCACAACAACAUCUUAGAGAUGUAGUUAGUUACCCGCCCCCGCAGAUGUUCACAUCUUUAUGUGAUGUAGAUGGCCGUUAAUAUAACAGCUGUGCGUGGGAUGUUUCUGUGUGUGUUGUUGUUUUUUUUGUUGUUGUUUUUGCCAUUAUAGUGAAGUUUAAAAUACAAUGAGUAGGCACGCGAGAAACAGAGAAACAAUGACGUCGCCGCGUUAUUGAACAUUCUAUGUAACUGAACAUCACCGACCACUCCAACUUUUAAAUAUGGUGAUCUCCGGAAGUAAAGUGGAAUUAAGGUUCCUGAUGAAGAUCAGAAGGUCAAGGUUUUCUUUCGAUUGGCGGUAAGUAAAACGAUAUAGAAUUUUGAAAAUAUUUUUUUUAAAAACACAUUAAUUUUUGGACAUGGAUUUGUUUGUAAUUAAAUUAAUCAUAUACCAUACGGUGUCCAGUGAAUUUACAGACCAAAAGACUUUUUUUUUUUUUAUGCAAUGUCAAGAUGGACGUUUUAGUGCGAGUGGAUUAAAUCGAACGUACAGCCGUACAGCCGUACAGCCUUGGCCAUGAACGCAGUGGUAUGAGCGUUUCUGGGAAUUAAAUCGAUUCAUAGCAUAGCUGCAAGUUUGAAGCAUUAAGUCAGAAUCUUGUGUUUUGUUUUGGCCAGAAAUCAUUCGAAUAACGCAUUAAUAAUAUUUUUUCAGGAGAAAAAAGUGGAAUAAUUAUGUUUUUGGUUCGACUUCUUUCAAGGUGUCCUUAGUCCUUACCCUCGUGUUUCCGGUUUCCCCAUUGCUCAACCCUGAUCGCAGCCUUUAAUAUAUGAUACGCAUUAAAGUUUAUAUAUUUUUGGUCUAGUUUCCAGUCUGAUAGUUUAAAAACAAAACACCCCCAUGUCCUCCCAUCCACACACACGUAAACAUCAUGGUAUCUCUCCUUUAAUGAGUUCAGAGGGGUAUCUAAGGGGGGGGGGGGGCAAGGGAACCCCCUGGGCGCCAGCCUAGUUGGGGGGGCCAAAAAAGGCUUUGAUAUUAUUUUUUUAUGAAUUUUUGGUCUAGUUUCCAGCCUGAAAGUUUAAAAACAAAACACCCCCAGGUCCUCCCAUCCACACACCCGUAAACAUCAUGGUAUCUCUCCUUUAAUGAGUUCAGAGGGGUAUCUAAGGGGGGGGGGGGCAAGGGAAUCCCCUGGGCGCCAGACUAGUUAGGGGCGCCAAAAUAUGCUUUGAUAUUAUUUUUUUAUGAAAAUAAUGGGUUUGAGAGUUGAGAGAAAGAAAAGGGAGGCGCUUUGGAGUGAAUCUUUUCCUCGGAUGCCAAACACUUUAGCUACGCCUCUGAAUGAGUUGUAAGAUUGAUUUCUUGGAAGACAUCGAUCUCCCUUCAGCCCUAACAACCCGGCUGCUACUUUUAUCCGCAAUGUUCCAUUUACAAACAUGUUGUUGCUGCUUUCUUUUUUUUUUUGGGGUGGUGGUCUUUAUUAUUGAGACCAAAGCAGUGGCUUAGUUAGGGAUUUGGGGGCCCGGUGGGCUUGGCCUUAUUAGGGGCCCCUGCAUUUUGACAUUCGACAUUAUUUAAUGUAAAAAAAAAUCGGACACUCCUUUGGGGGCCCCCCUCAAGUAGGGGCCCGGGGGACUUUCGAAUUUGGACGCCCUCCCCCUCCCCUAGCUACGCCACUGGACCAAAGGUAUUCAAUGCAAAUAUUUUGACAUCUAUUUUUAUAAUCUCCUAUAACAUUAAAUCCCCGGAACACGUUCUCGAUUGGUGACCGAUCGUUCUUUUUCUGUGCCCCCCAAAACAAUGAAAUUCCCUCCCAUUACACAUCCGCAAUGUACCGACCAUCACAACCUUCAAAACUGCUCUCAAGACCCAUCUCUUCAAACUGUACUAUAUCGACUCAUUCUCACCUCCCUCUGACUGACCAACAACGCGUGAUGCUGCUGGUUGCUGUCCAUGGCUAGACAGGGGUAGAUAGUACUUGGGAGGGUGAGGUCAAGCUUUUCCCCAAUUGUUGUUUUGAAAGGUAUACUUUUUCUGUAAGUGCUGAUUUUUAUUUGAAGCGCAGUGAGCCUAGCCCUAGGCUGGGGUACAGUAGUGAGCCUAGCCCUAGGCUGGGGUACAGCAGUGAGCCUAGCCCUAGGCUGGGGUACAGCAGUGAGCCUAGCCCCAGGCUGGGGUACAGCGCUAUAUCAAACCACCUCAAUAAUAAUAGCAAUAAUAAUAAUAAUGUGAUGCCUUUUUUUUUCUUCUGGAAAAGUUGGAGUUCAAUAUCUUUAUGCACUGAAUAUUAUCGUUAUUAACCAUCGUAAACUAUAUCGUGCUAAUAUGAACUUGCACCUUGUCAAAACAAAUUUAAUAAAAGUUGGGUAGAAUUAUAUUAGUUGUAGCAAGGACUAGUACUACCCGGGGGGGGGGCGGAGGAGGAUUAAUAUUUUUGUCGCCCCCUGCCGUGAAAAAAACAACAUGUGUAGUUGGCCAAAAUUCCCCCCCCCCCCCCAAAAAAAAAAAAACAAAAAAAAACCAACACUAGUUUUUCUCUUGAAGUGGGGGGGGGAGUGCCAUUAUAUUAUUCCACUGUAUUCUACUUCAAUUUUAAAGCCACCUUGUUUACUGUCGUAUAUAAUAUCCAAUAACUACCCCCCACCCCCCUUUUUUUUAUUUUAAAUCCCGGUUAUCUCCCCUCUCAGCCACUUUCUGUUGUUAUGAAAGAUUUUUUAAUUAACCCCGCGCAAAAUAAUAUCACGUGAUCUUUCCAUUAGAAACAUUCUUUGCAGACGGGUUUGUUUAUAUCUAUUAGACGCCGUGGGUCACUUUGACCUUUGAAAUAGAAAUAAGGAGACCCGAACGGUGAUCCAUAUCUGUGGAGUGGCUAUACGCCUGCAUUGUAACAAACCCAUGUGUGUGAUAAACCGAUGUAUGUGUGGGAUGCAACCCUUGCAUGUGUGAGAUACAACCCUCUUACGUGUGGGAUACAACCAAUGUAUGUGUGGGAAACAAUCUAUGUAUGUCAAGGUUAACAUCCCAAUCUAAAACAAUAAUUACAAAUAUUUUUUAAAAAAAUAUCCACCAUUAUUUUGGUAAAUAUUUUGAUGUUCAUUUCAAUUUUUCUUUCUUUCUUUUUUUUUUUUUUUGGAAAUAUGAAGCUGAAAGACACUUUACUCACCAUACGAUUAUGUGAACUGUAACUGUGUCCUUUGGAAUACAUUCACGUGUGUCCUAUUGUAUACCAGUAGCUGUGUCCUUAAGUAAGCUGUUUCACAGAGUAGCAUUGUGUUUGUUAUUGCAGGCACAGCUUGGCCAGCGUAGAGCUUGGAAGCUGGGCUGCUAGAGGACACAGGCGGGGUUCUGCCCUGCCGCCAUUUUGUUCUUCUCUGUCACCCACGGAGGCGUCUUCACGCACAGAAAUAUUACAGACGUGAGUACCAACCUUUGACCUACCUAGUACAACCUUUGACCUUUCUCAUAUCAACCUAGUGCUAUGUAAUAACAACUAAGUACCAAAAUAAUAUAUAUAUAUAUAUAUUAAAUUGUAAUCAAGGAAUUCGAGCAGCCUUCAUUUUUUUGCCGACCCCGCUCCAGCUUCACUUUCGAGCUCCGGUUAAGGGGUGGUAAGGGGUGGUUAUUGGGUGGUUAAGGUUUUCUGUCUCGGGUUGAUCCUGUAGUAUAGGCCAAAAUGUGCCAAAGUGUCCUCGUUUUAUAGCCAUUUUAAUUGUUUCUAUAGUAUAGUAGUUACUAUCCUAGUGUCUCAUUUUUAUUUUAAUUAGUUUACAUGUUUUUAAUAAUUGUAAAGCGCUUAGAGCUUUAAGGUAAGCGCUAUAUAAAAAUGCCUAAAUAAAUAAAUAAGGUGUGAUUAAGGGGUGGUUAAUGUGUGGUUAAUAUGUGAUUAACGGGUGCUUAACUUUUUGAAGAAAUGUGUUUGUUAUUGUCAAUUACCCAACUUAACUAGGCAUUAGAAAUACAUGAGCCGGAAACAUAGCUGGUAGAAGAGUCGGGCAGCGUAGCUGGUAGAAGAGUGGGGCAACACAGCUGGUAGAAGAGCGGGGAAACAUAGCUGUUAGAGAUAUGAUGCAUCAAUUAAAAAAAUAAUUUUAAAAAACAUUUAAAAGAUAAAAAUUUUGUUAAACUUUAAAAAAAAAGUUGUAAACAAUUAAUUUAUUAAAAUGUUUGAGCUCGGGACAAUAAUAAAUGUUACUAGCUCCAGCUCAAGCUCCAGACCAAAAAAAAAAAAAUAGACCCUUCUCUGAGCUCCAGUUCCGAGCCCUGCUCCAGAUCCCUGCUCCAGAUCCCUGAUAGUGAUAGCUGUCUACUCUCACGUAAAGAGCCUGGUGUGUUCAACUUCAAUGAAUGUCUGUAACCUCUAAUCUCGUAGAGCAAAUUGAUUGGUUCAGGGCCGGUCACACUCAGUCCAACGUGAUAACAUGAAGGUUGACAGCAGGGGCGUUGUCAAGUUACAUGUUGGAAGCAGUAACCCAUGUGUAGGGGGGUGGGGGUGGGCGGCGGCACGUCUGUCACCUGACCCAGGGGAUUGUUUUAUAAAUAUUGGAUAAAAGCAUUGUUAUGUCUAGCAACUGUUUCUGUUUGUUUUUCCUUUCUUCUUUUGAAACAUUGACACCGUAACUGCUCUCUAUAUUUUACUUUAUGUAAGUUGAUGUUGAUGAUUAUAUAAGGAAAAUACAUGAUAAUAAACGAAGGACUGCGUUCAUGCUGGGUGAAGGAAAUAGUGAGACGGUGUUAUGGGUGUCAGCUUGAAUCAUAAGACAGGAGACAAGAUAAGAACGUUUCGGCCGAGAGCCUUCCUCGGCAGACGGGGGCCAAUGAAAAUACGACAAGAAAUAGGAACGAGGUCAAAACUAGAAAUAAAAUUGUAUAAACAUUCGAUAGCCCCAUGUUUUAAGACAUUAUGAUACGGUAUAUAUGAGGAAGCAUAGUUUUAGUAAUAGUAUUGUUAUUAAACAGAAUUUGAGGAGCAAAACUUUUGUAACUAUUUUUUUAAAAAUAUUUUUAAAUUGGGAUAUAUUUCAAACAUUAGCAGAUAGUUUAAAAUUGUAAAAUUUAUUUUGAAAAUAUUGUAGGGCAAGAGAUAGAAUUGACAUACUUCAAGAAAUAGGUACCGCUUUCAAAAUUUACCCCUGGUCUCCUAAUACUGUAUGCGCCCCUGUACUAAUGUCCAUCCAUACCUUAUCAACCUUUCAAAUAUCCAUGCAUCGGAGCAGGUUUUCAUAACUAGAGUUAUUUGAAGCCCAAGUACCCAAUGUUAUCUGAAUACAACACAGAUAUCUUAAUGUAGCCGAUGAUAUCACGCCGCGAUCGAUGUGUGAUUAGGCCGAAUUCAUUAGAUGUGUCUCUACGAUAUCCGGUCCGUUAAGGACAAUGAGAGUGUUUACUUUCGAUGAUGAUGGAGAGGACAUCACUGAACCUUACGCAAGAGAUCACGCGCCUCAGCACCUUUGAUCGACGCAUGCUCAAGACGGAUAUAUGGAAAACGUAGGUCCAAAAAACCAAGAGAUUGAAUCAUAUAGCGCAUAGCAAAGUUGACCGUGUGUUCAUGAUUUGUUCUUGUUUGUGGUCUUGUGGAUGCGUGUUUUUUGUGUAGCUGUUGCUAUGUGCUUGGUAUUCGUGAUGUAUUUGGGUAUGGGAGAUGACGUUGUUGGGUGUUAAAGUUUAGUAGUUGUCGUCACGGAGUUGCAGAGAGGAAACGGAUCAAAUAAGACACACUGGUUUUUCAACUUAAAACUAAACAUAUGUCAUAUAGCCUAGAUCAGGCCUGCACAACUCAAAAUGUAAGGCGGGCCGUAAUACCUUAUGAAAAGCUUGCGCCGACCAUAAUACUUUAUGAAAAGCUUGCGUGAGCCAUAAUACUUUAUGAAAAGCUUGCGUGAGCCAUAAUACUUUAUGAAAAGCUUGCGCCGACCAUAAUACUUUAUGAAAAGCUUGCGCCGACCAUAAUACUUUAUGAAAAGCUUGCGCCGACCAUAAUACUUUAUGAAAAGCUUGCGCCGACCAUAAUACUUUAUGAAAAGCUUGCGCCGACCAUAAUACUUUAUGAAAAGCUUGCGCCGACCAUAAUACUUUAUGAAAAGCUUGCGCCGACCAUAAUACUUUAUGAAAAGCUUGCGCCGACCAUAAUACUUUAUGAAAAGCUUGCGUGGGCCAUAAUACUUUAUGAAAAGCUUGCGUGGGCCAUAAUACUUUAUGAAAAGCUUGCGCGGGCCAUAAUACUUUAUGAAAAGCUUGCGUGGACCAUAAUACUUUAUGAAAAGCUUGCGCGGGCCGAAAAAUGAUACGACAGAGGGGAAGCUAUUAAGAAAAUAAUAAGAAUAAAGAAUAAUAGCAGUUCCUAACACCGUCUCUGGUGAAACACAAUUGGGUUUGUCAUUUCUUAGACCGGAAAACGCCACAUCGUACUACGUAAUGUUACUAUUUUUAGACAAUGUUUUCAUAAAACAGCUUCUAAAAAUGUUUUCCGCAUAUACAAGUAACAAUUUGUUUGUAAAAUCUUUCAUAAAAUAAAGUUGUAAUCACAUUUUCGUCGAGAUUAAGACUCACUACGCUGGCUCGCAUUAAUGUUAUAGAAGUAACGAACAACUGUUAAGGGAUUUGACCAAACGGAAUACCAGGAUGUUGUAUUUAAUAUCUUAAUGAGAUUUCCCAGGCUGCAAGCCCGUAUGUUCUAUUAAUAGAUUUCUGCCAUUAAAUGACAAACCAUAGUCAAGUGAUAUUUAUUGUAUACAGAUUUAUUUUCUAUAUCGAGCUGAGAGUAAAGUUUCUCAGCAGUUGCUAUCUCAUACAUGAAUCUCAUACUAUAGCAAUGGUUACUUUGCCAUCAUUUAAACUACUCGUGUUAACGGCCCGAUUGUAAUAACGUGUAACGGACCAUGGCAUGAGGCUUGGAUGAUCGCCUGCUAAAGACAGCGUUUAACAGACCACAUCAUGAGGCUUGGCUGACACCUGUUAGGACAGCGUGUAACAGACCACAUCAUGAGGCUUGGCUGACCGCCUGUUAGGACCACGUGUAACACAUCACAUCGUGAGGCUAGGCUGAUCACCUGUAAGGACAGCAUUUAACAGACCACAUCAUGAGGCUUGGCUGACCACCCGCUAAGGACAUCGUGUAACAGACCACAUCAUGAGGCUUGGCUCGCCGCCUCUUAGGACAUCGUGUAACAGACCACAGCAUGAGACUUGGCUGACCGCCUGUUAGGGGCAGCCCUUGUUUCAAUCACGCAGGUUGUUGCAACAAACAAGGAGUCACACAAAGAUCGAUAUCAGCUCCAUUUGUUCCUGGAAUUAAUGCCAUGAUUUCCGGAGAACCCGCCAAAAUGUUCCCGUCAGACCCUGCACUUCCGUUAUGUUUUUUUUCUUCAUAUUUUCCUGUGAUUCGGUUACGAACGCCAUCGACCGACUGAAAUAUCAGUGUCAGAUCCAGAAGUCAUUGAAUGUGGUAAAAAAAAAAGGAGGGGGGAGGGGGGGGGGGGCAACUUGGCGCCCAGCAUCGUCUGUCAGUGACCAUUUGAAGAAACAGACGACAUAACAAUAACUGAUUCAGUAUCUGAACUACAAGCACAGGUACCCAACUCAAUGUUUCCAGUGUGUUCAAUUUUAUGAACGCCAUACGUCACUGAUUCGAAUUGUAAUAAAAAUAUGUCGCAACUGUAACAAGUAACAUUAAAAUGUUCUGGUAAUGGUGCACCAAUGUUAGAAGACAGGGCUGUCCGCGAAAUGUCGUUUUACACCUUCAUGCUUUAAAUGGAUUGCACGUGAAGUAACUAAUGGGGAAAGAGUCGGCAUUUCUGUAACUAACUGACGGUUAAGUCCUCCAUGCCACGCUUUUAGGGUUCAUGUAGAUGAGGGUUUAGAAACCUUCUUUUUUUUUCAAAUAUGUAACACCCCUCCAAGCUGGAUAUGACUGGAUCAUGAAACACCUAAAAAAGUUACUAUUUAUUUUAAAAUAGUAACAAAACAAUGGACUAAUACUACUACUAUUAUUUUUUACUGAAUCAGAAAGAAAACUGUAGAGAAUAUAAAAUUACUUUGGGACUUGUUUAUAGAAUACUUUUAAAAAUCAAACUACUUCUCUGUUCUUAUAACCACACUGUCUCGCACACCCUGAAAUCCCACCAAGUAUCCCCUGGGGGAGGCGACCAUCCCAGGUUGAGAAACCCUGAUGUAGAUUAUUAAACAAAUUCCCCUACCGCAUCCUAACGAAGCUAUUCCAAUACACACCAAAUAUAUUCCAAUAUCAUUCCGUUUAUUUAAAGGAUGCUUAUCAGGGGGAAAAAAUGUAUUUGGCAAUCUUGCUUUUAAAGACAAACGGAAAUGGGAUUUCUGUAAUCACAAUCAAAGAAGGGCAAACACUUGGCUAUUUCUCUUUGCAAUUAAAGAGUUAAUGUAAAACUUGAAUAGUUGAUGAAUGAAAUGAGAGACCGUUUAUAAUCCUCUAAGCAAAUUGCUUGUAAACAUAACAGAGGCGGAAGAUGAAAAACACGAAAAUAACCUUCUUGAUGUUAGUGAGUUAUCUCUCUUUGAUCCCCCAGAAUAUCCAGCGCCAUCAUCCACUUGUUCCAGAGGAAACCACUCAAAGACAACGAGCUGGGAGUUCUGCAGGAACACGUCAGGUUGGUGACUGGGGUAUAUAAGGCGGUGGUAGGGUAUUUAAGGUGGUAGGGUAUUUGAGAUAGUUGCGUAUUUAAGGUGGUAGGGUAUUUGAGAUGGUUGCGUAUUUAAGGUGGUAGGGUAUUUGAGAUGGUUGCGUAUUUAAGGUGGUAGGGUAUUUGAGAUGGUUGCGUAUUUAUGGUGGUAGGGUAUUUGAGAUGGUUGCGUAUUUAAGGUGGUAGGGUAUUUGAGAUGGUUGCGUAUUUAUGGUGGUAGGGUAUUUGAGAUGGUUGCGUAUUUAUGGUGGUAGGGUAUUUGAGAUGGUUGCGUAUUUAUGGUGGUAGGGUAUUUGAGAUGGUAGGGUAUUUGAGAUGGUAGGGUAUUUGAGAUGGUAGGGUAUUUGAGAUGGUAGGGUAUUUGAGAUGGUAGGGUAUUUGAGAUGGUAGGGUUGGCGAGAGAUUCGAUGGAAAAGGUCAAGAACAGCGAGCUGGGAAUCCUGCAGGAACACGUCACGUUGACGACAGUGGUGUUUAAGAUAGUAGGGUAUUUAAGGCAGAGGGUAUUUAAGGUGGUAGGGAUUUUAAGAUGGUGGGGUAUUCAAGAUGGAGGGUAUUUAAGGUGGUAGGGUAUUUAAGGUGGUAAGGUAUUUAAGGUGGUAGGGUAUUUAAGGUGGUAGGGUAUUUAAGGUUGAGGGUAUUUAAGGUGGUAGGGUAUUUAAGGUAGAGGGUAUUUAAGUUGGUAGGUAUUUAAAAUGGAGGGUAUUUAAGAUGGAGGGUAUUUAAGUUGGUAUGGUAUUUAAGAUGGUAGGGUAUUUAAGAUGGUAGGGUAUUUAAGGUGGUAGGGUAUUUAAGGUGGAGGGUGUUUAAGAUGGUAGAGUAUCAAAGGUGGUAGAGUAUCAAAGGUGGUAGAGUUUGGGAGAUGCUAGAAGUAACAACUCAAAGAGCAGUGAGUUGGGGGCUGGGAGUUCUUCAGGAACACGUCUGGGUUGAAACAGUUGAAGUUAAUGUCUUGAUGUUGGGGCGAGGUGAAUGGAUCCAGUUGACGUGAAUAUAUUUCACUUCAGCAAAUACAAUUAAGCACUCAUAGCUGUGUUUCGCAAGACGCUAAAGAGCGAAACAUUCGGUACACAGUUUAAAAGUGGGGUUUAAACGGUCGAAUUAGGUCGAUGUUUGACUAACCAACAGCAUGAUAAUCUGCAUCGCUUCCGCGGAAAUAAAUCCGUGAUAAAAGAAAUGUUUUCAGUAGGGACAUAGAAAAAAAAAUACGUUAAAAAACAAAGCAAUUCUGCUUUAAAAAUAAUUCCCAACUUUUCCUCUUAAAUAACAUUGAUAGUGUGUCUGUCUUUUGAAAUGAUUGUUUCUUUACACUUGGUUGCUUCUUUUUUUUUUUGCUUUGAUAAUCAAGUGCGCAAAGGUCAUUUAGCAAAUCAAUUUAUUUGUACUUUGUCAUUCCUAACCGUCACUUACUAUGACAUUUUAAAUCAUAUGUGAAUUAACUACUUUGCUGACAGAUCUCUCCUUCUUUUGACUUCAGGUUUCUCAUCAACUCUGAGGCUGGCGGUCUCGUUCAUGAGUACUACAAGGUGAACAAUUUAUUGGGAAUACAAUUUUCAUUUGGCUACAUUUAGGAUUAUAUUUUUAAGCUUUAAUAAUUGAUUACCAGAUUAACAUAUUUAUAAAUUACUAUACAUGUACGUGAUGGUAACACCAAGCCAUUCUCACAUGUACGAGAUGGUAACCUCAAGCCAUUCUUACAUGUACGAGAUGGUAACACCAAGCCAUUCCUACACGUACGAGAUGAUAACACCAGGCCAGUCUCUCAUGUACGAGAUGGUAAAACCAAGCCAUUCUUACAUGUACGAGAAGGUAACACCAAGCCAUUCUUACAUGUACGAGAUGGUAACACCAAGCCAUUCUUACAUGUACGAGAUGGUAAGACCAAGCCAUUCUUAUAUGUACGCGAUGGUAAGACCAAGCCAUUCUUACAUGUACGAGAUGGUAAGACCAAGCCAUUCCUACAUGUGUCAAAUGGUAACAUCCUGACGUUCUUGUUUCAAACAGGAUCAGUUGUUGAGGAAGGGCAUGAUCAUCCUCAGGGAGAAAAUAAAGAAUGAACAAGGUGAGUUGUCUUUUCUUGUCUUGUCUUUUGUGCGUGCGUGAGUGUGUGUGUGUGCGCGCGCGCGCGCUCUAGCGUGCGUAUGUGUGUGUGUGUGCAUGUGUAAUCUAUGUGCGUGCAUGUGAGUGUCUGUGUGUGUGUGUGGGGGGGGGAAUGUUUUCGUUGGUCUGUCGCUGAUAAACUGUCAGUAGACCCAGGAGUAGAAUAGGGUCCGUGCGGGCAAUCACCCAGACACAAUCCAGGCUUAAUGCUAUGACAUGCUUGAAUUUUAAAACCAACAAAUUAUAUAUAAUAUAUAUAUUUUUAAAUGAAUAAAAUAGAAAACUCUGAGAAAUAUGUUUAAAAAGGUCAAAUUAGUGUCAGGGUAUAAAAAUAAUUUUAAAAUUGUUGGCCUACUUAUUGGUUUAUUUCAAAAUAAACUUUAUAUCUUAAAUUGUUUUUAAUUUGAAAGGUCUUGCAUUAAAUUUGUUUUUAAAAUUCCUUCUCUAAUGACCUUUUCAAAAAUAAAAUAUAUUUUUUUUUUGCAUCAGGCCUCUUUAGCCGACAACCCCCCCCCCCCCAUUCCCCGUACCCCCAUAAAACCCCCCUCCCCUCUCAGGGCGUAUGUAAUAUAUAUGGAUGCCAGCCUCACCCCCCCCACCCGACCCCCGCAGGCAUGAUUUGCCCUGACCUGGUGUUCAAACUUGUUUACAAAAGACGCACAGUCUGGGUCGGCAAAUAAAUUUCAAGACAAGCUAACUAAAUCCGAGAGACUAGUGUGGUCUAUUCGUGGCUCCCAUCGUUCAAUACAUCCAUAUCGCCGAAGUGGGUUUUUGUUCGUGAAGGGGGUCGUCCCAUCCCGCCACCACCCCGACCCCCCAGGGUGACCCCUAACCUUAUUUAAGCUAACCACAGAAUCCAGAACACGAUUGUUACUUUUGUUUUUGAUUUUUUUUUUUCCAAUCCCCAUCUGAGGAUCCUAGAUUUUGACAUCGGUAUUUCUGUGCCAAUUAUAUUUCCUUUUGUUGCAUCUGCCGUCCAGUGUUGCGGGAGAUAAUUUGGUCUGAAUUUUUUGUUCAACAACGGAAUUAACGCCCGUUUGUCGGACGCAUUUUUUCCCAGUGGUCUGACCUUGAUGUUGUUGACCUUGUUGUUGUUGUUGUCAUCUCCCUGGCCACGCUCAGCACCCCCUCUCCCCCCCCUCCCCGAGUCGCUAUUAAACAGAUAGCUAGCUGACCGUAAAUGUCAUUCCAUUAUUAUGUUCCUGGAAAAAGUCGUCUUUAUUUAGAGACUUGAUGACGUCAUGUACUUGUAGUCAUGUCGUCAUCGUACUUUGCUAGGCAGUGUGUAUGCUUUCCUUCAUAGAGGAAGCUAGGGUGUCUAAACGUACCGGAAGGCUGUAAAUAGCACCCGCCCUUUAUUUAACAGGGGUACAUUUCAAGAUUGUUGGACUUAUUCUAAGCUGUCGGUUUCACAAAGGUGAAUCACAUUUUUGCUCUCUCUUUAUUUCAGGGCAUUUUCUGACAUUCAAAUUGGUAUCUAUCGAAAAAUCCAAAAAUCUAGAGAACUGUACAAAGAUCUAGAGAAAUGUACAAAGAUCUAGAGAAAUGUACAAAGAUCUAGAGAAAUGUACAAAGAUCUAGAGAAAUGUACAAAGAUCUAGAGAAAUGUACAAAGAUCUAGAGAAAUGUACAAAGAUCUAGAGAAAUGUACAAAGAUCUAGUGAAAUAUCCAAAUUUUCUCCGACACACCAAAUGUGCCCCAGACACACCAAAUGUGCCCCAGACACACCAAAUGUGCCCCAGACACACCAAAUGUGCCCCAGACACACCAAAUGUGCCCCAGACACACCAAAUGUGCCCCUUUUGAAUAUUCACCCAACUUGGCUGUUAUAAAAUCUGUACAAAAUUCCAUGUGUUCAACAACUAAGGCAUUACAAUCAGAUCAGAUUGCUGCUGGAAAAAUUCAUACGCCUUUUAAUGUGAUUUUUUUUUCCUUCUCUAAUUAAAGUAUUGAUUUGUAUGCAAUUUCAGGUCUCGAGCUCCUAAAACAAUUGGGGGAAACAUGGGACUAUUUUUUCAGAGAAAUUUUACCAGUUCUGCAAGCCAUUCUCUACCCCCUGUCCUCGUCACUGGUAAGUCGCGUGCCGUAACACGUUUGCUGUUGCUUGAGUACGAUUCAGUCUUAAUUACAUUACCAGCUUGUUGUUAACAAUACAUUUCUAUUUGCUCCGACUUUGAAAUGUUCAAGUAGAUGGUGUAACAAAUAUAGUGUUAACUUUUUGUAGACGGUGUAACAAAUAUAGUGUUACCUUUAUUAUACUUUAUUUUAUUUUUUUGAACAGCGGGCGCAGUCCGCCAAAAAUGUCGGACCUGUCCGCUAGAAGUUAGUGGACGCUUCAUGUUAGGGCUGUGAAAAAUUUGAAAACGGCAACUGCCCGGGUACCCGCCGUCGACCCCAAGUAGCCAGGUUUCCUAAAAAUUAGGAUUUGCUCAGCGCCCAAAAAAAAUUCUCGCCACGGCCCUGUUUCCUGCAUCAGCAUUUCACAAAUGAUAUUUUUAUUUUCAAAUGUCGGCCGGAUUGGACUAUUCCGGAGUGUUGUCUAAAUGUCUAACCGAACUCUGGGCAGCCGCAUUUUAAAAACUAAACAUUGUGAAGAUGUACCUAGCUCUCUUAUCGGUAUCACAUGAUAGACGUUAUUUUCAAGCUUUCCCCGGGUGCUAAUUUUUACAUUACAGUCACUACCUAAACUGACGUGUUUUCAUGUUCUCUUCAAAUUCAGAGCAAAGAAGAAACAGUUCGUUCCCUUUCAUUACUGGCUUUCAGGAACAUUGUUGUGCUCAAGGUGAGCGUCAAAGGUCAGUGCUUCAUGAGGUGUCACGUUAUUUUGUGCUUUUAACUUUAUGUUUGUAUAAUUUAAUCGACUAAUUGACUAUUUAAAAAUAGAGUCUUUGUUGUUUAUACUGUUAAUUCUUUAUUUCCACAGAGGCUUUAGACUCGGUCAGCAAGGGGGACUACCCAGUGAAUAUACCUCAGAUGUUGUUAGUCUUACAGGUAAGGGAGACGAUCAGUUUUACAUUUCGUUGCUUUGAAUCGAGUUCGUUUGGUUUGUUUUUAUAUUUGUCCAUUAUAUUUACAUAUUUUAUGUUGAGUUUAAGUUGUGGUUGUUUUUUUUUUUUUGUUGUUUUUUUUGUGGUGAUAUUAUUAAGGUUGCCAGGUGUCCACUAUUUGAGAGGACAGUCCGCUUUUUUUUUCACAUUAUGUUCACUAUUUUUUUUUCCCAAAAUAGUGAACAUUUUUUUAAUCAAAAGCUUUAUGAUGAAAUGGUAAGUAAUCUAAAGCUGUACUCUCUAAGAGAAUAAGGGUAGUAGAUUCGCUUAUUGUCUUUUUUUUUCCAUAAGUUACAAUGUUACAUAUUAUUAUAAUAUAUUUUAUGUUUUGAAUUUUAAGUAAAGUUUUGAAGUGAUUAUUUUAAUACGUGUUAAAAUGUUUGUAAGAAAAUAUAUAAUUUAAUUGUAAAUUUUUAAAAUUUAUUUUUACUAUUUAAACUUCCCCCCCCCCCAACCCCUUUCCUUUGUCCGCAAUAUUUUGGAAGCAGACCUGGCAACCGUAGUUAUUAUUGGUGACUUCUUUUUUACCAAAGCAUCUAGAUUUCUCCAAAGAUAUUCUCUGCUCGUAGCACAAUUCAAAGCACUGAAACUCAUUUGCAAUUAUUUUAACCCAUAUAUUACCGGUACAUUUAAGUUUAUCCUUUUAAAAUUAACAAAGAUAAUUUAAGUGUUAAUUAUUUUCAAAUUAAUUUUGUUGUUCUAACUCCCUCUCUGUCUUCUCCCCCACAGAGUAUACAAGACAAUGUCUUCCUCUCAGAGAAUCAAUUCCUGCUUGAAAAACUUGUUGCCAGAGUGGUCUGCCCCUACAUGGGUCAGAGGGGUGUCUACGAAGGAAGCCCAGAUCCCGUGAUUAAAGUCAAAUUAAAACCUAUUCCAUUCAACAUUCCCAAUGUUAUUGUAUCAGGUAGGACAGCAUGGAGACCGGACGCUAUUCUUUGGAAUAAUUUAUGUAUUAAACAAAUAUAUCUUUUUGUUAAACCCAAUAAUUACUUUCUAUGCUCUUCCCACAUGUAUUGGAAUAAAAAAAAAAUGAAAAAUUAAUAUGAACAUCUUGCUGAUCCUUGCAUAAAUCACUGACUAAUCUUUAAGCCUGACAUUUUUUAAUCACACCGGUACUGAAAAUUUCUAUCACCCAAAAAAUAUUUAAAUAAAAAUUGGGGCUCAUAAAAAAAAAAAGAAAAGAUGUGCAGAUAAGCUUAUUGUUGCAGUGACUACCCAGUUUGCUAAGCAUGUGGAACUAUAUCAUUUGUUUUUUAAUAGCAACUUUUGAAAUGGUGUUUUUUUUCUAAACCAUCCCAAAAUACAAAAGCUGCCAAACAAUAAUUUAUCUAUCUUUCUUUGCUUUUAAAAUUUUGAAAAUCCUUAAGAGUAUAAACAAUAUCUCAUUCUGUGAAUCAAAGUUGAGCUUUGACAUUUAAAUGUUCAGAUGAUGACAGAUAAACCAAGCUAAGAGAAACUUUGAAAAUUAACCUUUCAACGUUCAGAUUUAGAUAACAAUAAACCACCAAAGCUAAACUUCGUCUUUUAACUUUUUCAACUUUCAGAUAACGACAAAUACACCAGCAAAGCCCAGUACAAACUGGACAACCCCACCUCCCCUUCUCCUGUUGUAACCCGCAGAGGAGCCUUCCAAGACCUGAGCGGCCUGAAGAAGUUGAAGCCAGUUUUAGAACACAUCUAUGAUGGUGGCAGACGGCACAGUAUCAUGUCUUGAUAUCAGAUCAACUCGUAUCUGUACAUUUUAAUGGUAUCAUUUUCUUUUUGUACAGUUUAUUUCAUGUCAUAAAAAAUAUUUAUUUGUUAUAUAUAUUUUUUUAAAUACAUAAUUUUAUUUAUGUAAGUUAUAAAAAUGAUUGAGUCCAG